UAGAAAAAAAAAGCUGUAAUGGCGUCUUGUAGGAUAUUCAUGAUCAUCGCCAUUGUUGCAGUCUUUGUUCCUUCAAUCUUGGCAACAGAACAUAUGGUUGGUGACCAGAAAGGUUGGACCCUAGGCUUUAAUUAUCAAAGUUGGGCUCAGGGAAAAGCAUUUUACGUGGGAGACAAACUAGUUUUCAAGUAUACGCCAGGAGCACACAAUGUGUUGAGCGUUAAUGGAACUGGAUUUGAAGAGUGCAAGGCAGCUGAUGAUAUUGUGCCCUUGACUACAGGAAAUGAUGUGAUUCCACUCUCAACUCCUGGGAAGAAAUGGUACAUUUGCAGUGUGCCCGGACACUGUGAAUCUGGGAACCAGAAACUUUUCAUAACUGUGUUGUCUCAACUGUCAUCUCCAGCAACAUCACCUUUUCCCGGCCCAACUGAAACCUCCCCAUCCGGAGCAGCAGGCAACAUUGCUUCUACAUGCUACGGGUUGAUUGCGGCCAUUGUAGGCAUCUUUGGGAUGAUCAUGUUUUAA
Messenger RNA from Populus euphratica (Euphrates poplar), 525 nucleotides. RefSeq names its product mavicyanin-like. Lineage: Eukaryota; Viridiplantae; Streptophyta; Magnoliopsida; Malpighiales; Salicaceae. Bases 19 to 525 code for a protein of 168 amino acids. Gene Ontology annotation, molecular function: electron transfer activity. The transcript is spliced from 2 exons. The record is from RefSeq and is a predicted model, not a curated record. Gene Ontology annotation, cellular component: plasma membrane.